AUGGGAUUGUGUUCUAGCGCCGCGGCGCAAGCUGGAACUUGGUCUUUGAUCUGCCUAGCACCAAGACUCAAACUUUUCCCUCGUACAUAUUUAAACAGAGACCGGUGCGCAGUAACACUGUCUAGAGAACAACCCACCGACCUCGUGUCUAAUAUUACUACACUCACUUUGGCCUUCUCUUCACCGGAAGAGAAACUGAGCCGACAGGAGUUGGCAGGCUUCCACUACCUCCCGGAUCUUGUUGAACAGGACAAACUGAAACUCGGCACCAUCAUCGAUGGCCUCGACAACGUGAAGGUGCUUCACGCGCCAAACGAAGCCUACCCCUCCACGAUGUUCUAUUCCUGGUUCGUCCCCGGAGGCAUCCUCGAAUGGACCGAGACGAGACCCAAGGAGCACGGCAAACUCGUGCACAUACAUAUUUACACGCUGCCCCAUUGGCUGGCCAGCGCGCUCCACGACGGCGUAGUCACCGAGGCGGUGUGCCGCAAGGUCGUCGAGCGCUCCCCGGGCGUCAAGCAAUGGCUCGCGGAUACCAACUACCGGCGGCCCGUGUACAUGGUCACCGGCUUGGGACUCGCCAAGGAGAACGGGGGGCCCGGCAGGAGGGGGAAGUUUGGCACACAUGUCGUGAUUGAGCAGUGGAAGGGGGAAGAGUUCGAUAGGAACACGUACACCAUCGCCGACAAGCUCUUUGUGGCGAAGCUGGCCGAGAUAUCAUGCGACAGGCCGUCACCUGAAGGCGAAAUCAGUAAGGCGUGGCUCGGAAGCGAAGCGUAG
This is a messenger RNA of Akanthomyces muscarius, 780 nucleotides long. RefSeq lists its product as uncharacterized. The record is from RefSeq and is a predicted model, not a curated record. Lineage: Eukaryota; Fungi; Ascomycota; Sordariomycetes; Hypocreales; Cordycipitaceae. The coding region runs from base 1 to 780 and encodes 259 amino acids. The transcript has 3 exons.